AUGAGUAUAGAUUCAAGUCCGGGCUUGACAGAGCCUACGCCUGUGCCUAUUGAAUCGGGUGGCGAUACUUCUGCCACCAAACCAAUGCAAGAGAAAGAAGAAGAGAAGCAAGAGAAUCAACAAUCCACACUAUUACCAACAUCAAUUCUCUCAUCUCUAUGCGCCCCGUUCAGCAACCUUUUAUCCGGCCCAACAUCAACAUCAGCCAAGGAAUCGUCUCCGCAAAAUUCAGAAUCGGCAAAUGAUACCCCCACUCUUAAAGAAGCCAGAGCCAAAGACGAGGAAGAGGAUAAAGAACCAGAACCAUAUUACAAACCUAAUGAAGUCCCGACCUUCAAAGCACUUCAAAAGAAACGACUAUCAGGUACUCGGACGAAACAGCUUCUUCGAGCUGCAGGUCGUGCCUAUAAUGAUCCCCCACCACCACCGGAGUUGGGAACAUGUUGUGGUAGUUCGUGUGACCCAUGUGUUAAUGAUUUAUGGCGAGAGGAGAGGAAUGUCUGGAGGGAACGAUGGGGAGAUAGGAGAGUUGAGGGUGAAUAUGCGGAGGGGAGGAAGGAAUUGGAGUGGUAA
Penicillium pulvis is the source of this 573-nucleotide messenger RNA. RefSeq lists its product as uncharacterized. The record is from RefSeq and is a predicted model, not a curated record. NCBI's taxonomy places the organism in Eukaryota, Fungi, Ascomycota, Eurotiomycetes, Eurotiales, Aspergillaceae. The transcript has a single exon. Bases 1 to 573 code for a protein of 190 amino acids.